AUGGCGACUUCCAUAGUACUAGUGACCGGAUGUUCAAAAGGUGGCAUCGGUUUCGCUUUUUGUGAAGAAUUCGCCAACAAGAAUUGUAAAGUCUACGCUACUGCUCGCGCCCUCUCCAAACUUGAGGGAUUACCUGAAAACAAUAUCGAAAAGCUAGAGUUGGACGUCACCAGUGAUUCUGCCGUGCAAGAUGUAGUCCAGAAGAUCUUGGAGAAAGAAGGGAAGAUAGAUGUGUUGGUUAACAAUGCAGGGAUGAUUGCUGCUGGUGCCCUUAUGGACCAAACAUCUCAACAAGUGCUAGAGGCGUUUGACACGAAUACGUUCUCGGUCCUUCGUUUAGCGAGAGCGGUCAUUCCGUCCAUGGCAGCACGAAAGAGUGGGAUCAUUGUCAACAUCAGUUCUGUCGUCGAAGACGUAUCCACGCCAUGGAACGGCCUGUACUGCGCCACAAAAGCAGCAGUGCGCGCGAUAUCGGAGAUUAUUUCGAUGGAGUGUGGACCUUUUAACAUCCAAGUGGUUAAUGUGGCGCCUGCUGCUGUUACGUCGAUGAUCUCCGAGAACCAGUUGACGAAAUUCACAGUGCCAGAAGGAUCGUUGUUCUCGGCCUAUUUGCCGGGUAUGAUAAAGAGGAUCAACGCUAGUCAGGGACCCAAGUCGAUGGAAACACGUGAGUUUGCGAGAAGAGUGGUGAGACGGGUGCUUUCUAGGAGGCCACCGUUGCAUUUGAUGGAGGGAGGGCAGAACAAGUGGCUUUUCAAGAUUCUGGCGUGGUUGCCAAGGAAAUGGGUGCUUUGGUUGAUGUGGAGGACGUAUAACAAGACGGAGUGA
This is a messenger RNA of Marasmius oreades (fairy-ring Marasmius), 828 nucleotides long. RefSeq lists its product as uncharacterized. Gene Ontology annotation, molecular function: oxidoreductase activity. The transcript is spliced from 4 exons. The coding region runs from base 1 to 828 and encodes 275 amino acids. Gene Ontology annotation, cellular component: endoplasmic reticulum. Lineage: Eukaryota; Fungi; Basidiomycota; Agaricomycetes; Agaricales; Marasmiaceae. The record is from RefSeq and is a predicted model, not a curated record.